Messenger RNA from Anopheles nili, 1044 nucleotides. RefSeq names its product protein YIPF6. Gene Ontology annotation, biological process: endoplasmic reticulum to Golgi vesicle-mediated transport. The transcript is spliced from 5 exons. Gene Ontology annotation, cellular component: membrane; trans-Golgi network. Bases 73 to 756 code for a protein of 227 amino acids. The record is from RefSeq and is a predicted model, not a curated record. NCBI's taxonomy places the organism in Eukaryota, Metazoa, Arthropoda, Insecta, Diptera, Culicidae.
CGAAAAAAUAGUGCGGUAGUGUAGAUUUCAUGUUAAUUAUUUAUACUAGUACCAUUCCUCUCGAAUUAAACUAUGUCGUCUCCAGAAGCAAGGCUAGAUCUCUACGAUGAAGGUCUGGAAUCGCCCUCCGAAUUAAUGGACGGGGAAAUGACCGUUUCUGUUAUACAGCGAAACACGACAAAUCCUGGCGCACCGAAUUUCAAUACCCUCGAUGAACCGAUCAGAGACACAAUCAUGCGUGACGUAAAAGCUGUCGGUGUCAAAUUCUACCACGUCCUCAUACCAAGAGAGAAAAACACGCUUCUAAAAGAAUGGGAUCUCUGGGGACCGCUUGUACUGUGCACUUUUAUGGCCACAAUCCUUCAAGGAACUUCCGACAGUAUGGAGGAUGGAGGACCGGAAUUUGCACAAGUAUUUGUUAUUGUGUGGAUCGGUGCCAUGAUUGUAACGCUUAACUCAAAGUUGUUGGGAGGAAAUAUAUCGUUCUUCCAGUCAGUUUGUGUCCUGGGUUACUGUCUGACACCGUGCGCGUUAGCUCUGUUAUUCUGCCGGAUAGUGCUACUUGCCAACCAAACAACGUUCCUUUUCUUCGUUCGUUUUCUGUUAGCAGGAGCCGGUUUCGCCUGGGCUACUUAUGCUUCUAUAAUUUUCCUGGGCGACAGUCAACCACCGAAUCGGAAAGCUCUGGCCGUGUACCCCAUAUUUUUAUUCUAUUUUAUUAUAUCUUGGCUAGUAAUUGCGCAUAGUAACGUGUAAUGCGUCUUGAAGCUGUGCUAUGAUUUCCUAUGUGAUGGACGCAGAUAGCAAACCAUGAGCAGUGACUGAAACAAGGACAAACGAUGUCCAAAGUGUACUUUCUGAUCGACUGUUUCGCGCCAGUGCGUACUGUACGGCACUACGAGUAGUCUAGCGGAAUGUACAGCUGACAUCACGGCCAGCACAGUUGCAGGUUAAAAUUAACGAACAAGUGGGAAAAAAUUAAUAAUCCACUUAGACUAAUUGCUACUGUACGAAUGCUUGAAUCACCUUUUGUAUUAUACAACU